Molecule: messenger RNA, 645 nt
Organism: Malassezia sympodialis ATCC 42132
Lineage: Eukaryota; Fungi; Basidiomycota; Malasseziomycetes; Malasseziales; Malasseziaceae
Gene: YPT6
Product: Rab family GTPase YPT6
Molecular function (GO): GTPase activity; GTP binding
Source: RefSeq, a predicted model, not a curated record
AUGGCCAGUCCCAGCGGAGGCGGUGACUACAGCAGCUCUAUGCGCAAGUUCAAGCUUGUCUUCCUGGGAGAGCAGUCUGUCGGUAAGACAUCUCUGAUCACGCGGUUUAUGUAUGAUACGUUCGAUGGCAACUACCAGGCGACCAUCGGCAUUGACUUUUUGUCCAAGACCAUGUACCUCGACGACCGCACGGUGCGUCUGCAGCUGUGGGACACGGCCGGUCAGGAGCGCUUCCGCUCCCUGAUUCCUUCCUACAUCCGUGAUUCGUCCGUGGCAAUUGUUGUGUACGACGUCACGAACCGCGAGUCGUUCCAGUCGACGUCAAAGUGGGUGGAAGACGUGCGCGCCGAGCGAGGCAACGACGUGAUCAUCGCGCUCGUCGGCAACAAGACAGACCUGAGCGAUAAGCGUGAGGUCAGCACCGAGGAGGGCGAGGCGCGCGCGAAGGAGUACAACGACGUCAUGUUCAUGGAGACGUCGGCCAAGGCGGGCCAGAACGUGAUGCCCCUCUUUAAGAAGAUUGCGCAGGCCCUGCCCGGCAUGGAUGAUGCACAGAAUGAGGGCGCCGGCGGCGCUACCCAUCACACUAUCGACGUGUCGGCUCAGCCGGCCGAGGACACCAAGUCGUCGUCGUGUCAAUGUUAA